ACGGACUACAGGGGCACAGUGAAGAGGGAGCUUCCCCGGCAGCUGCGUGGAGUGAAGCGCAGCUUGGUGGGCCCCUUGCUUCGCGAAGCCAUGCUGUCAGCCACGUUCGAUGGGGUCCGGGGCAGGAUCUCCCUCAACGCGCACGGCGACCUGCAGUCCAACGUGACGCGCAUUCUCAACGUGAUCAACGGCACCGCCGUGCCAGUCGGCUUCUGGACCUCCUCGCUUCUCCUCACGCCCUCCCUUGAUCUACCUCCCAUGAACGGCACAUCACGCAUGCUCAACAUCACCUUCCCAGGCAACACUACGAAGGCCCCCUCAGGUGCCUUCCCGCGCCGCAAGCUGCUGCUAGCCGUGCCCUACAAGAAAGGCUUCCAGCAGUUCGUCAACAUCACCCGCUCCACCACCUCCUCACCUACAAGCGAGACCUCCUCCUCCUCAUCAUACUCAUUCUCGGGUUUCACCGUGGAGUUGCUGCGUCUGGCCCUCAGCAAGCUGCCGUACCAAGCGGAUUACGAGCUCGUGCCGUUUGUAGGGGACGACGGCGGUGGUGCUGACGCUCCAGUGGGAUACGAUGACAUGCUGCAGGCCGUGGCCGAUGAGAAGUUUGACGGGGCCAUUGGUGACAUCUCGGUGACGCAGGCGCGGAGCAAGCUGGUGGAUUUCACACAGCCCUUCAUGGCAUCAGCAGUGAGUGUGAUCGCGUACGUGCCGCCCUCCAGCAGCUGGUGGAUGGCACUCGCGCCCUUCACGCCCUCCAUGUGGGCGGUGUUUCUCAGCAUGACUCUAGCCACGGGGCUCAUCACGGUGUUUCUCGAGUGCCGCCAGAACUUCGAGUUUCAAGGGAAGCUGCAUGAGCUGUUUCAGCACGCCCUCUGGUUCGGCUACCUCUCUAUCUUCUCCUUCCUCGAGAAGCCGGUGCGGACAUUGAUUGCGCGGAUAGUGCUCGCACUCUGGCUGCUGGUGACCUUCGUUGUAGUCACGUCCUUCACGGCCAACCUGACGUCUAUAAUCACGGUCAACAUGCUCACAGUGCCCUCGCUGGACGUCAACAGUGUCAUCAACGCCAACAACCCCAUCGCCUACCAGGCGGGGUCCUUCAUUGAGGGCUAUCUCUUGCAGUUAGGGGUGCAAAAGCACAACAUGGUGCCGCUUAGCAGUGCGGAGGAGUACAGCAGUGCGCUGGUGUCUGGGAGGGUGAAGGUGGUGGGGGAUAAGGGAUCGCAGUUGCGCCGAGACAUCUCAGCAGCGCUUCUCCACCUGACCAUGACAGGCGAGCUGGAUCAACUACAGAAGGACUACCUGCUGGGAGGACCAAGGCAGUGCCCCGACACGCUCAUGCCCGAGGCACCGGCGAGACAUCUCAGCAGCGCUUCUCCACCUCACCAUGACCGGCGAACUGGACCAACUGCAGCAGAAGUACCUGCUGCUGGGAGGCCCCCGGCAGUGCCCCGACGGGAGGAACUUCAAACCCUAAGCUCUCUGCAUGCACCCUUCCCCUCUCCCCAGGCCUUCCAGAAGGCAUCACAACUGCGCCGAGACAUCUCAGCGGCGAUUCUCCACCUCACCAUGACUGGCGAGCUUGAUAAGCUUCAACAGCAGUACCUGCUGGGAGGGCCCCGGCAGUGCCCCGACACGCUCAUGCCGGAGGCCCCGACGGUGCUGGCAAAUGAGAACUUCUGGGGGCUGUUUGUGGGGUAUGCCGUGGUGUCGCUCUCGUGCUGCCUGCUCUAUGUCGGGCUGCUGCUGUUCCGCGGCGCCAUGGUGGCCAGGGAGCUAUCAAAGCAGCAAGCCAAGUCAUACAACGCCGACAUGGUGGAAUUCGUUUCCACACAAGCGGCAGAUUAA
This is a messenger RNA of Closterium sp. Naga37s-1, 1848 nucleotides long. NCBI's taxonomy places the organism in Eukaryota, Viridiplantae, Streptophyta, Zygnematophyceae, Desmidiales, Closteriaceae. The record is from the annotation of a GenBank genome assembly.